Molecule: messenger RNA, 3311 nt
Organism: Pleuronectes platessa (European plaice)
Lineage: Eukaryota; Metazoa; Chordata; Actinopteri; Pleuronectiformes; Pleuronectidae
Product: protein kinase C beta type
Exons: 17
Coding region: 1-2058 (685 amino acids)
Biological process (GO): protein phosphorylation
Molecular function (GO): ATP binding; zinc ion binding; diacylglycerol-dependent serine/threonine kinase activity
Source: RefSeq, a predicted model, not a curated record
AUGGCGGACUCGGUGGAUGUGGCGGCGGCGGCGGCGCCGGCGGCCAACAGCGACGGGGAGGACGGGCCCGUGCGGGGCUUCGCGCGACAGGGAGCCCUCCGCCAGAAGAACGUGCACGAGGUGAAGGACCACAAAUUCAUCGCGCGCUUCUUCAAGCAGCCCACGUUCUGCAGCCACUGCACGGACUUCAUCUGGGGGUUUGGCAAGCAGGGAUUCCAGUGUCAGGUGUGUUGUUUCGUGGUCCACAAGCGCUGCCAUGAGUUUGUCACCUUCUCCUGUCCCGGAGCUGAUAAAGGACCUGACUCAGAUGACCCGAGGGCGAAGCACAAGUUUAAGAUCCACACCUACUCCAGCCCGACCUUCUGUGACCACUGUGGCUCUCUGCUCUACGGCCUCUUACAUCAGGGCAUGAGAUGUGACCAUUGCAUGAUGAACAUCCACAAGCGCUGUGUUGCCAAUGUGCCGAGCCUGUGUGGGACAGACCACACUGAGAGGAGAGGUCGCAUCCAGAUCACCGCUGAGGUCAAGACUAAUGUACUCACUGUUACCAUCCAAGAGGCGAGGAAUCUGGUUCCCAUGGACCCCAACGGUCUCUCGGACCCCUACGUGAAGCUCAAACUGAUUCCAGACCCCCGCAGCGAGAGCAAACAGAAGACCAAGACCAUCAAGUGCUGCCUGAACCCCACCUGGAAUGAGACCUUUAAAUUCCACCUGAAGGAGUACGAUAAGGACCGCCGUCUGUCGGUGGAGAUAUGGGACUGGGACCUGACCAGUCGCAACGACUUCAUGGGAUCGCUGUCCUUCGGCAUCUCGGAGCUCCAGAAGCUAGGAGUGGAUGGAUGGUUCAAGCUGCUCUCCCAGGAAGAGGGCGAGUACUUCAACGUCCCCGUGCCUCCGGAGGGGGAGGAGGGCAACGAGGAGCUCCGCCAGAAAUUCGAGAGAGCUAAGAUUGGUCCAGGCAAGAGCAUCGAGGGCAAGGCGGCCAAUGCUGCGGCACGCUUCGACACCAAUGGAAACCAGGACCGCAUGAAGCUGAAUGACUUCACCUUUCUGAUGGUGCUGGGAAAGGGCAGCUUCGGCAAGGUGAUGCUGGCGGAACGUAAGGGGACGGAGGAGCUGUACGCUGUGAAGAUCCUGAAGAAGGAUGUGGUGAUCCAGGACGAUGAUGUGGAGUGCACCAUGGUGGAGAAGAGAGUGUUAGCGCUGGCUUCAAAACCCCCGUUCUUAACACAGCUGCACUCCACCUUCCAGACUAUGGACCGUUUGUAUUUUGUCAUGGAGUACAUCAACGGUGGAGAUCUCAUGUAUCAGAUUCAGCAGGUUGGCAAGUUCAAAGAGCCACAUGCUGUAUUCUAUGCUGCGGAAAUAGGCAUCGGUCUGUUCUUCCUUCAUCUAAAGGGAAUCAUCUACAGAGAUCUGAAGCUGGACAAUGUGAUGCUGGACUGCGAGGGCCACAUUAAGAUCGCUGACUUUGGCAUGUGUAAAGAGAACAUGAACGAUGGAGUCACCACCAAGACCUUCUGUGGAACCCCCGACUAUAUAGCUCCCGAGAUCAUAGCCUACCAACCUUAUGGUAAAUCUGUGGACUGGUGGGCCUUUGGUGUGUUGCUGUAUGAGAUGCUCGCUGGGCAGCCUCCAUUUGACGGCGAGGAUGAGGAUGAGUUAUUUCAGUCAAUCAUGGAGCAUCAUGUCUUCUAUCCAAAGUCGAUGUCCAAGGAGGCUGUCGCUAUCUGUAAAGGGCUGAUGACGAAGCAUCCAGCCAAGCGGCUCGGCUGCGGCCCGGAGGGCGAGCGCGACAUCAGGGAGCACAGCUUCUUCCGCUACAUGGACUGGGAGAAGCUGGAGAACAAGGAGGUGCAGCCGCCAUUCAAACCCCGAGCCUGCGGACGGGAAGCUGAGAACUUUGACCGUUUUUUCACGCGCCACCCGCCCGUGCUGACCCCUCCCGACGCGGAAGUGAUUCAGAACCUGGACCAGGAAGAGUUCCAGGGAUUCUCCUUUAUCAACACGGUGUUCCCAUCAGCUGCUGCCACCCCCGCUGCUGCUGAGAAGGCUUGAUUUCAGCUCACGCACAGACACAUGGACACACUCACACAAACACACAAAACCAUUCCUGUACUUUGGAAUACACACAUACACGCUCACAUAUAUACUUACAUAAUAUAUAUUAGAAAUUGUUUUUGUUGUCACAAUCACCAAGAGGCCAAGACCUGACCGCACACACACACACCUACACACACACACUUUGUUCACACUGUUGCAACCUGGUUCUACUUGUGUCAGUUUUCAGUGAAAAGUUACAUCACUGAAUGUUUUUGUAGGCUAUGAAACUAAAUGUAGGAUGUUGGCUUCUUGUGAAAAUUAUAUCUCAAGAACAUCCUGAGGGAAUUUGGUACAAAUGUUCAUUUGGAUGAAGUGGUUCGAUUUUUGUGGUCAAAGGUCACGUGACCUCAUAGGUGUACUGUACUGAUUGGCGGAGGCAUAAAACCUCAGGCUGGUGAUUCUCAUGUCCUGCUUCCAUCGGAUCAAAAAUUUACUCUGAGCUGGUUUAAUCUGCUCUGAACUUUCUGAAAGCAUUUUGCUUCUGAGUUGCUUUUACUGCUAAAACCCAGUGUGUGUAAAAUUGUUACAUGAAACCACAAAAAAACAUCUUGAGGUAAAUGAACAGACUCAAGUUUUCAGCCGGUUGUGUUAACGGUGUGAACAAAGUGUUUGUGUGUAUUUCACCGAACUGAACUGAAAUCAGUGUUAGGAGAUUAAUGGCGACCAUAUAGAGAGUUCAUUAAAUGUCAAAUUUACCGUGAGGGACCAAGAUGUGUGGAUAAUAAAAGCAGCAUUGUAAAAAUGCAUAAUUAAAAAGAAUAAAUUGACCAAAAUAAAGUAGGAAGGAACUUGAUUUAAACAAGUCACGAUUCCUCCAGCAAACACAAAUACUCAACUGCAUAAUUUUACAUGUAAUAUAGUUUCAUCUUUAACUUCUUUUUUUUCAUUCCUGGGCUCUUCCAAUGCGUUUUGAGUUAGGCCUGUUACUCUGCUCCGCUUUUUAUUCAAUGUAUAACAACAAUAAUUGUGUCUCUUUAUCCUUAACUUAGCUAAAGCUGGAAUGCUUGACAUACUGUGCAUGAGUUUCUAUAUUAGUAAGAUAUAGUAACAGCCAAAGACUUUGUCUCCCAACCACAUUUUAGCAUCAUCUCUCUGCACCUCGCUGAUCUUCUUCGUUGUUUUUGAAAUAAGUAUUAAAAGAAAACAUUGGGAUAAACAAGGUGAGGUCAGAGUUGUGCGACGAAGGACAAAUAUUAACACAAAUAUCA